Messenger RNA from Pangasianodon hypophthalmus (striped catfish), 17746 nucleotides. It is a transcript of the gene pdzrn3b, whose product is annotated as PDZ domain containing RING finger 3b. The coding region runs from base 14377 to 16665 and encodes 762 amino acids. Gene Ontology annotation, molecular function: zinc ion binding; protein binding; ubiquitin protein ligase activity. The transcript is spliced from 8 exons. The record is from RefSeq and is a predicted model, not a curated record. NCBI's taxonomy places the organism in Eukaryota, Metazoa, Chordata, Actinopteri, Siluriformes, Pangasiidae. Gene Ontology annotation, biological process: protein ubiquitination; neuromuscular junction development.
GUGGGGACCAAGUCCACAGAUGGUGUUUUUUGGGGGGCUGGUUUAAAAACAGUCCACGGCUACUAAGAUCUUGUUUUAAAGCAAAUAUAUGGAAUUAAGUCUAAUAAACUUCCUGAAAACCAAGGGAACCAGUAAGUGCUGACAGUGCGUGUAUGCUGUACAGAAGCUUUUCUGUUGUAAGGUAUAUUGCUAAGCUUGGGAAAGGGAUAGUGAGAUUAUGGAGUGGAUAAUAUCCAUGACAGGCGAUGAUUAAAAAAAAAAAAAAGGCAUAUUGGAGAUAUUGCAAAUCAAAAAUUCUAAUAGAAAAAUUCACCACAGUGAACAUGUUUCCCAUGCAAAGACUUGGGGGAGCUUUUCCAGAACCCAAACAUUCUGGGCUAGUUUCAGGUCUUUUGUGUGGUUUUCGAGAUGUAGCUGGGCUCAAAAUUUUGCUGAGACCUUGCAACGCUGCCAAGCACUGUCUCUCUUCAUAUCUGGCAUUGAGGCCGCAAUGUCAGCAUGUUUUACUAACCCUUUCGGUUUUUGUUUGAACUCGCAUUCUUCAUAGCUGAUUAGUUUGAUGUGGUGUGUGUUUUCAGGCAAUAGCAGCCAUCCGACAAGAGCGCUUCUAAAGAAGAGAAUGCUAUAGCAACACACAAUAACAACCAGCUGCCCUGGCUGCUACUUAAAGAAGAUGCGAACUCUGGCUGUUUUCGUUUCGUACCCUUUCUGCGUAGUGUCUGUUAGUGUGUUUUGGACAGCAGAGAUUAGUUUUGUGUGUGUUAUGUUUCUUACAAGUCUGUGGCUCUCCUCUGCAGGGAAGAUGUCAGCUUUUCCCUUUUUCAACGUGUUUUUUUUUCCCUCAUGCAGUUUUCAAAGAGCUUUUAUCUGGUUCAGAUGUUAUGGUUCUCAUGUUCACUCUUCCUUGUGUGUGUGUGUGGAUGUGUGUGUGUGUGUGGAUGUUGUAAUCCCUCUCACCUGUUUGCCUCAUUAUCGGCUGGUGUGUGGUGAAGUGUGACGGAGCAUGAAAGCAAAGGGAGUUUGGAGUAAUGAGCAUCCAUCACUCCCUGUCCCACUACCACUGAGCACUACAAAUCCCCACUGAGAGACAGACAGACUGAAAGAGAGAGGGAACGCAAACAUACACACAGCUGCUGUUACGUUACAAUGCUAAUAAUUAUAACUGAAGUUUGAACAGCCAAUUAGAAUCACAAUGUAAGGCAAAUCACCACCUGAGCUGCAGUCGCGAAUAAAAUCUUAAUUUAAUGAAUUAUCCAUGUGGAAAAAAUGCAUCAAAGAUGGCUCAAGACAUUAAAAACAAGACAUGAGCCUGGGACGCAACUGUCGCUUUUGAAGAGGUGGACUGCUGCAAUUCCUACUCAGACACAGAUUCAAAGAGAGAGGUUAGAAAAAGUUGGAAAGGGGGUAGAGAAAAUUGGACCCAAAUAAUGAGCAUGGCUUGCCGACAUGCUGUGUGCUGUGUAAAUAUAUGACAGUGACAACUUUCGCUCUUUUAACUCCUUUGGAUUCAGAAUAAAAAUGCAGAAUUUUAGCUUUCCCUGUCCUAUCAGGUGAACCAUCAAGGAACAGCUAUUUGUAUGUACAUAGAACAACGUUGUUUUCCAUCUGACCAUAAAUGCCGUCCAAGAUAUAGGCAUCAAGUUUAAAAGGCUGCCACAGAGCAGAAUGCCAGAUUCGUUUGAUAAAACAUACUUAAAAAAUGCAUAGCAUCCUGGGACACAAUCUUAUGGACUGAUUGUCUUGAAGAUUAAUAAAUUAUGGAUAAAAUUAUGAAUUAGCUUAACGAGCUGUAAGUGUAGCAGAUGAGCGCUUAAUCAGCUUAACCUUGGCAUGUUUUCUAUACAGGAGAGUGCAUUGAAUUUCUAAAUCAUUAUUUAAUUAAUACACAACUCAAAAUAUCAAAUUAAAAGCAUUAUAAAAUAGCUUAUUCCUCACACACACAAUACGAUUUUAUGACCUCAGUUUAGCGUCUCAUGGCUCCAUUAAGUUGUGUGCACUGUGAGUUACUGUCAGAGCAACAUAAUGGGAGGUGCUGGAUCAAGUGCUAUUUUAUAAACUGCCCAAUAAUGACUGGAAGCCAUGUUGUUUAAGUUAAUCUAGGACUAUUCAUGCAGCAAUAUUUUGGUGAUAUACUAGACUCCUAUUAGAUGUUUAUUUCAGUGCUUACCAUCUUAUCAAAUUAGUCUUUUAAAUUGUCUCUUGCUUUGAUAUUACAUUUGGUAGCAAAUGGGGAAAAAGCGUGAUCAUCAUCUUCAGUCCUCAUUUUCUAUCCCUAAUUUUUUGGGGGUUUAAAGACAAGGGCUUGUGCUUAAUUGUGAUGGUCUAGACGCUAUUGAGAAAUCCUUUCUCUGAAACUUCCGUUUAAGAAAAAUCUGCCAACCUCAGACGCGCAAACAACAAGCAGGUAAUUUGCAUAAUCUGAAUGGAGCACCUAGAAAAUCGACUUGUGUGUGCGUAACCCAACUCUGAAUAUGAGAAACUAUGAAUAAAUAUUGCUGUAACUUUUGGACUCAAGUCACCAACUCUGAAUACGUCCCUUAGUGACAGUAUAACGUGGACGUAAGUAUGCGUUGAUUAAAUCUAAAAUGCUGCACAGUAACCCGAUGUUACCAAAGUUACCAACCAAAGUUCUGGUUUUGUCAGAACAAGACUGCAUCACUGUCCAAACUGCACUGCGCACAAACAAAAGAAUAACGAUCACGCAUAUCACAAAUGACAUAAUAAUAAUAGAUCUGCGAUCCGAAUUAUGUCUCACUGUAAUGACUGUUCUAGCUGACAGCAAAUCCCGAUCGACCCAUGUUCAAGUGUUUGGCAUGAACUCAAAGCUCAAUAUUGUGCACAGUCUCUCUGGGUUUGCUGUAUUGAUUGUUGAAUAUUGAGAAGAUUCAAAACAUUUGCUCGUAUUACCAGCAGUCAUGGUCUGUUAAUUCCCUGUGGCCUGUAAUUAUUUUUCCAACAAUGCUUAACUCACUCUGUGUAGUAGUAGAUCAGGUCACUCGAGCUGUGUGUGUUGAUAAACUGAUCUUCAGUAUAUUAUAAAGUCUUCAGAUACUGAAGUUCAGUAUAUUAUAAAGUCUUCAGAUACUGAACUUCAGUAUAUUAUAAAGUCUAAUACAUUUAGGACAGGAUUGGAAAGUCUUAAAUAAACAAGCAUAGUGUGGAGUGUGUGCUGUGAGGAAAAUAGUCUGUUGGCAGUUAAUUACUGUAUAUUUUCAUUCAUUCAGUGUAUGUUUAUUUUGGUUUUAAUAGGCAUUUAAAUAUGCUGCCAUUUUAGUUGCAUUGUGUAUAGUGUGGUCUUGGUUAUGAAGAAUUUGUUAACAAAGAAAAGGGAACGCCAUCUGGCAAAUGUCUUUUCUGAGGGUCUGUUUUAAGGGUGUGUCCUGCUGGGAAGGGGCCAUGGUCAACAGCCCUUUCACCCUACCUCAUCUCUCAUAUACACACACUCACACACACACACUCACACACACACACACACACACACACACACAGAAGGCUGUGCAAGGUCCUGGUGUCAACAUUUGAGUGACGGGUACAAAGUAAGCAUUUGCCACUCAGGGAACCAAGAGAGAGAAGCAGAACAAGCACUGUCAGUCAACCGUUACCAUGACAAUGGGAGGGCUUGCCCCGUCCCCUGGCCCCUUUGUGUCUUUAUUGAAUUAGCACACAGGUUGCCUUUGUGGGUCCGGGCAAUGGUAAUUGAAAACACAUCACGAGAAGAGGGCUCAAAAAAGGAAGGAUGCGCUUCAGUGCACUCCAUUAGAUCAGCCGAUGUUGAAGAGAAAAGGAAUGAUUAAUAUAUCAGAGUGACAGGAGAAGUAAAAUGAAAAAGGAAAAAGAAAAGGAAAAAUGUUGCAUCUAGGGAUUUGAGAAUAGGUUUGAGAAUGUCACUGAUGCUUUGACAUAAGCAACUGUAUGAAAAAUUCACUCAUGGAGGGCAAUAUAAAAUGACCUUUAAUACUGCAGAGGCAGUUUGUGUAUAAAAAAAUUUUAUUAUGGGGAUUAUUUUAUUAUGGGGAUUAAUUAUUGGGAAGAAGCUACUUUUGAUUUGUGCUUGUUUUUUUUUUUUAAUAAAGUAGGAUACCCUGUUUUAAAACUUUUUAAGUUCUGAUGUAUAGUACCAUAACAUAACAGUAUUUCCUCAGCAUCGUAUUUUCUCACAGUGCUAUACUGUCACACAGAAGCCAUGCAAGAAAAAAAUAAAUCCCCAUCAGCAGGGAUUUACACUCGGCGUCCACCUGUACUGCUGAUCUCCUGGGAAUUUCACUCACAACAGUCUCUAGAGUUUAUACAGAAGAGUGUGAUAAACAGACGAAGAGCACAUUGGGUUCCACUCUGUCAGCCAAGAACAGGAAUCUGAAGUUAUCAUGGGCCCUGGCUCAACGAAACUGGACAGUUGAAGAUUAGAAAAAAAAAUCACUUGGUCUUUUUCCAGUCUUCAGCUCCAGUUUGGGUGAGUCUUUGCCCAUGAUAGCAUCAGAUUCUUGUUCUUGGCUGGCAGGAGUGGAACCUGGUGUGGUAUUCUGCUGUCGUACCCCAUUCACCUCAAGGUUUGAUGUAUUGUGCAUUCUGAGAUGCUUUUCUGCUCACCACGGUUGUAAAGAGUGAUUAUUUGAGUUACUAUAGGCUUGCUGUCAGCUCAAACCAGUCUGGUCAUUCUCCUCUGAUCUCUCUCAUCAACAAGCUGUUUCAUCCUGCAGACCCUCUGCACACAGGAUGCUUUUUUUUUUUGCACCAUUCUUUGUAAACUCUAGAGACUGUUGUGUAUUAAAAACCCGGGAGAACAGCAGUUUAUGAGCUACUCAAACCAGUCCAUCUGGUACCUACAACCAUGCUACAGUUAAGUCACAGAGAUCACAUUUUUUCUUCAUUCUAAUGUUUGAUGUGAACAUUACCUGAAGCUCUUGACCUGAUUUUAUGCAUUGUGCUGCUGCCAAUGGCUGAUUGGAUAACUGCAUGAAUGUACAGGUUUUCCUAAUAAAGUGGACAGUGGGUGUAGAUUACAAGAUCUGUUUCUUGUCAUUACGAGAAAACAGUUUAAGAGAAAAAGCAUCUCCUAAUGGUGAGGAAAUUUCACGUAACUUUGAGAAACCGUCUUGUUACUACUAAGUAUGUUUUUUUUUUUUUUUCACUCGUCUGAUGAUUGACAGUUACGCUAUGUAAACUACCUUAAAUAGCUACAAAUAUGUACAAAAAAACACAUUGCUGCCAAGAAAAAAGAAAUCCCUAUCCAUAUUAAGAUGAUGAUUUCUAAUAAUAACAUGCUUAUACUGUAAUAACAAUAUGUUUUCUAAUAAUAAUGAGAUAUAUAUCACAUGUCUAUGCUGGUGGGGACUGUUUUUUUCUUGCUUGGCAGCAGUGUGCUUCCAUACAGUCAUGUCAUCCUGUCUCGUCCGCCACCUCUAUCCCAUUACUUCAAAUACACAGACUCCAUGACAUGACAGACAAGAGCUCAUUUUAAAAGCAACGACGUAGAAAUAGCAGUGAAGGCCAAGUCCUGUGUUAUGGACAGCAGGGAGACAGAACCAGUCAAAGAGUUUGAUUUCUCAUUUCCGUAUUACGGCACCUACAUCAGUUCCACAGAUGCAACCCAGUUUCUGAGUACUAGUGGCCCUGCUGAUGUGGUUUCUCUUAAUCGUGGGCAGCAUAGAAGGAGCACAUAGGAGUUUAUUCGUUGAAAAUGUGCUCUCCGAGCAGGACCUAUUAUGAUCGGUUUAGUUAGGAGACCAGUCCAUUUCAGCUACAUAUGCCAAAAGGGUUGACCUAUCAAGCAGCAUUUAUAAACACAGCGUAGAGUGUUUUGGUCUGCAUUAGUGUAUGUCUGCCUUUUUUAGUCAGGUUUUGAUCAUAUUUAUACACUAAUAUAAGAUAUAUACCCUAAAGUUUUUUUAUAUUGGUAUAUGUGAUGACUAAAGAGCACACCCUGCUCUUUCCCCCUGGUCUACCUUGUCUCAUUGUCUGGCCAGGAAAGAAUGGUGCAGGCUUUCCUGGCCAAGCUUAAUGGAUUCAUGAUGUCUCUCCUAAUUGAGCUGAGCCAUUGUACUCCAAAAAAAAAUGAUAGCAGGAGUGUUCCAGUGCAAAUGCAGUUUGAAUUGGAGCAAAAUUACAGGGCCUGUGGUCUUUUUAUAGAAAAGAGAAAGCCCUGAUGUCCAUUUUCCUCCCAUUCACCAUCUUGUAACAGGGGGUGGACAGGGUAGGAGGACGGAAUUAUCUACAAACAAACAGAAGGCUUUCGAUAGCUGUGUUGAGGGAAACAGCUAGCAGGGAAUAAUGGUCAGGAUAAUAAGACAGGCUGUAAGAGAAAUGGUGACACUGGCUAAGUGCACCCUGUGUCUGUUUUCGCUCUUUAAAGGAGGUCUGAGUGGUUCUUUGAGGCUCCCAAAUGAUGCGGUAUUGACAAGCUUUUGUGGCGGUUUAAGAAGCCUCUUAAAAUGGCUCUCGGAGGAAAUUUACUAGUCUUGUUUUCCCAUUUGAAUAGUUAACACAUGUUAAUUUUCUAGUCUGAGAUACGACUUUAAAAAAAAAAAAAAAGUCAUACAGCUAUCAAUUAAACAGGCUUAAGUCCAAGUGGAUAAUCCAAUAUAGUAUUUAAUUCUUUCUCCAAUACUCUUUCUCCUUACACAUCCUGAAUUACGCUAGCACUUUUCAUGCUCGUCAUGCACGGCCUUUCAUUAGCCCAUCGAUUAAGUGCAGGAAAUUGAAGAGUUCAAUAGGUAGCUGGUACAAAUUUAUUUUUCAUAUCUUCUACUAAAAAGAUUAGGGACUGGCACUUAAAAAGCACCCUUUUGUGCAUAAGCAGGCAGGGUGACACAUGGGAACUGGAGAUGUGAAAAACUGGACUUUGUCAUGCUAGUUGACUGGAUAAUCCCAUUGAUUUAAUGUGCUAAUUGGAUUUGUAUUGAUAAGGGUUGAACAUUGUAGAUAAUCAACAGUGAAACAGUGUCAGAAUUUCAAAAGGGCUGCACAAUCUUUUGUAUAUUGUUAUUGCAUGGUGUCUGACACUGAUCAUAAUAAUCGACUCUGAACUUUCAGUAUCAGAGGCUCAUCAGUUUUUUUAAUGUACUGCAAAGCAUUUCAUAAUCAUAGUAUAUAGCAAUAUCAUUACCAUAUCAUAUUUUGCCCAUGUGCGGUGUCAUAUAAUGAAUAAAUAAAUCAGUGAUUGUAACGUAGAUGUUAUCUUUUUAGUCCACAGCAGCAAUCUAUGGUAAGGGUAAAAAUGGAAACUAAACCUCUGCAAAGAAGCUCCACCAGGAACUGAUGUAUUUAAUACUCACCUUUAAAAAAGAAGAAAGAAAAAAAAACAAUAUCUAAACAGCUUAUUGUUAUCCCUUGUGCUGUAUAUACUUUAUUAUAUUAACAGAAAUCCAGAACACUAGGAAUAACAUGCACAUUACAGACUACCCAAUAUGCCUUUUUGUUUAUCUGUAUGCCGUCAUUUUUAUCUUAACCAGCAUAUAUCCAAACAAAAUAUUUCCUCAUCUAUAGCUUUUUUGCUCGAAAAACCAUGCUGUCGCCACCAAAAACCUGGCUUCUUUCCAGGUCUGACAGAAAGCAAAGGUGUCCAGCACUCUUCUCCCCACAAUAUGAGACCCCAUUUCCAUCUCAUUAAAGCUGACAGAUGAAAUAUGAACACGUUUAAUAUCCAGCCUAAUAGCUAGCGUUGACAAGCCACAUAAGUUAGCUGGCUAGAGGACUGUCAUGGCAUUUGGAUAAUGAACUGUAAAUAGGAUUUUAUUAGGCUUCACUAUAGCCGUCUAGAGUGGGGUGAAAGGAUGGCUUAUUGUGGCAAAGGUCAGGACCCGAUUUUAAUGCCCUUAUUAUAGACGUUCAUGCUGCUUUAACCAGCAGGGGCGAUUCGGUGUUCAUUGGAAACGUGCCAAGACUGAAGACAUAUUAGUAAUGCCAGUCAGACAGAGAAUACACUAACCUGGGCCAAGUCCCACCUCGCUCAUCACCUCAGCCAAUUUAUUUACGUUUAAAUCCAUUCUUAUCCUCCUCACUAAGAACCCUGUGCCUGACAGCUUUUCAUUGGCGCUUCUUCAUUUUCUGUGAUUUUAGACCGUUUCGUGCAAUUUUUUUUGGCUUUGUCACAUUGAAAACAUCUCUCGUGUAGUCAGGGAUUAGUGGUGAAUAUGGUGGGAAAUAUUCUGAAUGUAACUCAGAGCUACUCGGGCUACAAAAGUCGAUCACAAGCUGGUUAUGCAUUUCCCACUGGAUCAUCAUCCAGCACAGCACCAUCAGAUUGUUUCCCCACUUAUUUCCGUUUACUAGAGCCCCCUCCUUCAAAAUCUUUUGCAGACAAAGAUCCCUAUUCUAAUCAGUUCUAAUAUUCUAUUCAAAUGUGUAUAGUGGCUAUUUACUAGAUUUUUUUUCUCUGAACUUUCCACCAACAGAACAAAUCCAAGCCUAGUUGUAACGCAGGUUUGAGCCCGUGUAAUUCAAGUUACCGGUGAAAUAGGCUUUAAAAAAAUACUAUAAGAAUUCAAUAAUAAAUACAGCUUUCAUUAGGGGUGGUUGUGAUUUCCACUACUGUAACCUCUAAACAAGCUGCAUUAUAGCUUUUAAAUAUCAGUUCACUGAGAAAUCUUCUGUUUACAUUCACUUUGCUAGCAUUUCUCCCUUUUUAUGUGUUUCAUUAUCAUACCUGAGCUAUUGUCAGUUCACGGUCUCUUUCAUUUGGUCAGUAACUCUCGUGUCUCUUAAGCAGCACGGCUACUUCCAGAGAUUUGUACAUGUUGGUGAGUAUUUGUGGUGUGUACAUUCUCCCCCUCACCCCGGAGCCAGUAUUGAUCUGUUAUGUAGUACUGAUACAUCAUGUCUAGCCAAGAUCUAUUUUUUUUUGUGCUGAUAUUUAAAAAGCGGCACAUGAAAUAUAACCAUAAUGCUCUAGUGUCAGCUAACUAACUAUUCUUGGUUGCUUUGUAGACUACAAUUCUUGGUCUUAGUAAUAAAGAUUAGCUAAAAUUUGUUUCAACUCUGCUAACUGCCACAUUGUCUACCAGUGAAUCACCCAGAAAUAACCAAGAUGUUAGCUUACAGCAUUGGAAUAUUGGCAAUGAAAUGUUCUCGAGUCAGCAUUUUGGAAAUCUCCUCAUAUCCUCUCUCUAACAAGACAAUUUGUCCUAAAUGUUUUGUUUUUCCUGCUUGCCCCCCAAAUUGCGAUUGGACUGGUUGGGAGAUUUUUUUUUUUUUUUAAAUGCUUGACGUCACUAUGUAUUAAACUUCUUGAAGUUUUGGAAGCACUACUUUUCAUCUUGUGGGCACUUCAAAAAUCAGAGGAUACUAGCAGCACUUGGUGCAGGAAGAAUCGCCAUCCUGGAUCACACUGUUGAUUACACCAGGCAUCCAUGUGACAUUGUAAUUCAGAAAGAGCAAGUGUGGUCAGAUGUGUCAGGGGGCAAUUCUAGUCUAGCCAGUGCAUUACAGUAAAAAGUCCUCUCUCUCUCUCUCUCUCUCUCUCUCUCUCCCCCAUAUGCUGGGUUUGUCUGAUUCAUAUCCACUCUGACCGUGUUGUUACCUGGACCAGUGUCUGUUAAUUAUCUGUUUGUCUCCUCUCUUUGUCUCUUGAUCUUGCUGUAGCUCAGAGAGAUGGAUAGCAUGGCAUUUCCUCUAGUGUUUGGCUGAAAUGUUGAGGGCAUGGCUCUAUUAACUGGAGUCUGAACUCUGAUCUCCACAGAGUGUAUUAAAGGGAGGAAGAUAAAUUCCCUUGCACAGCUGGAGCCACGUUAUAGAGCACUUUUAUCCUCAUGCACUUAGAGUUUAUAGAGGUAGCCAAGGUUAUACUGACAAAGAUGUAGAAUUUCUAAAACCAUUAAUGGACAUUUAACAGUUGAGAUUUAAGAAACAUAGCAUAUUGCCUUAUUGAUAUUGGCCAGACUGAUCUUAAUGAUGCAAUGAUGCAUUUUUGUGGCAUUAAAUUAUCUGUGUUGACUCAGUUAAUACAACCUGAGAGUGAGAUUCAGACAGUGUGUAUUUUCAGGAGCAUGCAUCUGGCUCCUGACCCCUCUGUAGUGGCAGUUAAAGUAACAGCAUAGCCAACUGUUAAGGCUGCUCCCGUGGCGCAACAGUGUGCAGUUUAAGUAAGACCGGGCCAUGAAUAUGGAUGGCGUAUCAGAACAAAUGUCCAGACAGGAGGGGUCACUGCCUGUGCUGCUUUAAUUAAAGUGGGGAUAAAGCAGCGGCUGUCCUCCCCUAGAUAAACCCUCCCACCACCAGCAGCUAGAAUGCCUUCCCAUGUUUUCCUUUGUCGCAUCCUAAUCCUGCAUUAUUUCCAUUGGGAGAUCUUUUCUCUGUUUCUGUGUGUUCAGUGUGCAGAGAUCAUACUGCUAAUUAAUGGUAUGUUAUCUCUGAAUAAGACUACUGUGGUCCUUAAGGUUGGGGUGGUUACACUCCUUUCGUUUACGUACUUUAGUGUGAAGCUUCAUCUGCUGUGGUUUUGGUAUGAUGGUAUAGAAAGAUGCAGAGCUGAUAUAAGAUGAGUAAGGGAUCAGACUGUAAGAAGACGCCCUUGCUCCUGAGGAGCACAACAGACAAGCGUUCAGCAGCAAUCGCAAUUUCGAAUCAUGGCGAUGCAAUAGGCGUUCAUGUCUGGGGGAUCAAGAGAGCUAAAUGGCUGUGCUCUCAGGGUGGGCGGGAUGGUGUUACUCUCUCCCCUGUCAAUUACAGUGGCACUAGCCAAUCGUGGGCAGCAGUGAGCUCAUGUAUGUGGAAGAGGGCAGAUAGCGCUUUCCUCCGAGUAUGUUCAGAUGCCUUGUGAUGUAGCGUGAGCAGCAGGUCAAAAAAGAUGUGAUGGCUGGCAAGUCUUGAAAGGAGGCACAUGCUAGCCUUUCAUCCUACCUGGUUUGUAGCUGUCAUGUGAAAGGGAAGAGUUAGCUAGUGUAGUAGGAAAUGACUCUAGUGGGAGAAAAUUUUGGGGAAAAAAAUUAAGAAGACACCCUUUGUAUGUUUGCAUGUGUUUAUAAGUGAUUUAAAUUAGUGAGAAUAUAACAACAAUGCUCAUUUGCAUCAUCAGUUUCUUUAGUUUCACACAAACACAAAGCAUUCCGCUAGACCAAACAACUACCCAUGUAUCCAUUUACCCAAGGAAACUAGGACAUUACCCGGAAAAUCCUCCAUUUUUUCCCACAUACUGUAUUUCAACAAUGGUAGUUGUAUUCAUUGGUUUCGGCAAGCUGUGAUAACAUCAUCUGAUCUCAGUGGUGAAAAGAACACUCAGUGUUGACAGAUAGAUGAUAAAAGGAAGAGUCUCAAAACAACAGGAUCACUGGGAUUGAUUGGAUUUUGGGAGUUCAUGACUCUACCACACACAGGAAACACUGAAGACCUGGGACCCUAAACCUGGUACAGAUCAUAUGGAAACAUCUGGCCUGAGCCUCAGGAAAUCCCACCUCUGGCACCAACACCCAAACAGAGUGUCACAUUGGCCAUCAUCCUAGCCCAUGUAAGAGAGACAGGUAUGAGAACUGUACACUGACAAGCCAACUUCCUGUCUACUGAGGUGUUAGGCCAUCCAGGGUGGAGGCCAUAUUAGCCUCCCUGUCUGAAAUAAUAUUUCCUCAAGUGAUAACCUCAUACAUCCAGCAGAGGAAAGAAUUCACACCCCACUGAUAUCUUUGGCACACUCUGUGCAACGUGUGAAAAUACAAUGGCAUGUGUGGAAUGCUAAGUGGUGGGAUAUUUAGCUCAAUGAAAUUUGUUGAACUUGUUGACUGAACAGUGCCUUUUUAUUAACUUGUAUUCAUGUUCUUAAUAAAUAAAAUUAUUUGAUAUGUAAUUUUUUUUACUGUUUCUUGUAGUGGUUAGAUAUUUUGCACCCUUCUGUUGCUUUAGGCAUUUGUGCAGAUAAGGCAUUACUGGGAACAUUACUGUUCCACCAUUAAGUGUCCAUCCACAUGGCUAAUGUUCAGUGUAAGAGGUUUACCUGGCAGUCCUUGUGUUCCAAUCCACCUUGAUAUCCUGCCUUUUUUACUAAAUAUUUCCUUAAAUAUUUCCAUAUUUUUAAGAACCAUUCAUUUACACUUCAUCUAUACAAGUCAUUUUCCAUUUAACUCAUACAGGGACCGAAGGGAAAUGGUUAACUUCGAACUGAGGUUGAAUUCCAGAUAAGAGUUUUCCUCUAUUGCUUUUAUACCACUGUAAUGCAAUCAACGCAAUGAGCCUCAUUUAUGAUUUUUUUUUAACGAUUAAGCUUAAGUUCCCGGUGGUGCAGCGUUGCCACCUCACAGCUCCGGGUUCCUCACUUUGAUCCUGAGCUCGGGUCACUGUCUCUUCUCCUUGUGUGUGCAUGGGUUUCUUCUGGGUUCUCCGGUUUCCUCCCACUGUUUGAAAACAUGCAGGUUGGUGGAUUGGUUAUGCUAAAUUGCCCCUAGGUGUAAAUGAGUGUGUGAAUGUGUGUGCGCAUGGUGCCCUGCAAUAGACUGGCAUCCCAUCCAGGGUGAAUUCUCCCACCUUGCGCUUUGAUGUUCUGUUUGAACUGAUGUGCACAGUAAGAUUUAGGAAACCAGAAAUGUGAAAACGUUGGCAAAUGACAAAUGUUGUCAUCAAACUUGUAUGAUAUGACCCUUUCGUUUUUGCCCGUUGAAUGGUGAAGUAACGUGUGCUCACCCUUAACUGAUGGUACACCUAGUCACGUGACUGAUUCAUUUAUUUAAUGAAUGAAUAGACUACAGACAUUAGUCUAAUGUUAGGUCUAAUGUUAUCAGUCCUUAUUUAAAGAAAUAGUGAAGUGCCACGGCAAUACUCACUCCCUUGGAGGACUUUGGCAGUGGUGCAUUAUGCAGAGUAGACUUUUUCGCCCAUUAUGAGUGGAUCCCAGCUACUAAAUUAUUUUAAUAAUUUUAACAGAACAAUUAACCAGCCAUUAGUAUGAAUUGUGGCUUCCCAAAAAAAGAUAUUUGGCAAUAUUUGGUUUCCUAGGUGGAGGUGAGGCACCUGUUCGCAUGUGUAAUUUUAAGAUAAUUUGCAAUUAAUAAACAGGCAACAGAUGGCAUGGACUUAGUAUUGAUCAAACAUAAUAAUCGCACAUUGACAUUUAACACACAGACCUGUAAUUGCCAGUUCCAAAGGGGGAGGUGCUGAUGGUGAUUGUGUGACAUUGCAGAAAAGAACCUGUAGUCCAAAUGUGUGUGUGUGUGUGUGUGUGUGUGUGUGUGUGCAAGUAAAACUGUCGGUCUUGAUGCCGCUGCUCUCUAAUUGGAGUUUAAGUAUGGUUGGCUGAGUGGCACCAGAGUGAUGUGUCAGGAGGGUGCCAGGUCUACGUUGUCCUUUUGUUAAACACGGCGUCGGAAAGCGCGGGCAAUGAACAAGCGAACGCUAUUCAGAAGGCUACGUUGUUUUACAUCAAUCAGCCUCGUUUGGCAGUGUACUACAUGCCUUGUUGAUGAGGCAGAGAGUAGUUCAGUCUGUCUGUUUGUUUGGUUAUGGGCCAAGCCAUUAGUGGGAGCAAGUGGUGGGGCAGUCGGCUGCUGGAUUGUCUUUGUUUCUGGUUUGUGUGAAAAUGCAUUAAAGGUCACUGAAAACAUGACUAACUCAAUGGCUCACUGCGUUUCGUCCAUUUCUGCCAUAUUUGUUUCACUUGUACGACAUUUAGCCUAUAUUGUGUUUCUGAUGUAGCCUUGUUUUUAAGAAUAACUGUAAAUAUGUUCAUCUAAAAUGGGAAGUGGGAAAACCCUUCACAUGGUCAAAUUUUGAAAUUAUCUCAAAUAUGUUUCUUUCUCGUGUAUCUCUACCAAUGCAAUGUUGGAAAGGAGCCUAAAUAAAACAUUUCCACGUUGUUUCGGUGACAUAUUUCUUAAAGUAGAGAUGUCAGAGUAUGAUAUUUGCAUAAAUAAUAAAUAGAAAUAGGGAUUUAUAUCAGAAUUUAGCCGUAGCAACAUCUAACAGGUUUUCCCAAUCUGCCUCACAUAUUGUUUCAUCUUUUUUAGUGAUAUAAUAAUAUAAAUGAUCUGUUUCAUUAAUUAUGCAGAGGAAAGAAAAUGCGAGGGUUUUGUGGUUGUGUUGAAGAGAGAUUACUAAUUAGUGUUUUUUGUUAGUUAUAAGAGCAUUCCCAAUUUCCUUCGCAUUCGUUGUGGCUCAUCCCUCUUAUGAAUAUUCAAUGAACCUGGUGCUUAAUAUGCAUGAGUGGGUGUGUAUAAGCAGAAGUGUGUUAGUGGUAUAAAAGCAUAAAAGGCAGAGAGAGUGAGAGAGAGAGAGAGGGCAGGAAAUGACUGCACUUGCACACUUGGAUGUGUUCACACACAGAGAACACUGCAUCGUGGAGUGUGUAUAAAUCUUCACUAGUGAGGGAGAGUGAGAGAGAGAGGCUUCCAGGAAGGAGGGAGAGAGCAUACAGAGUUACUGCUCUCCUCCAGAAGGAAGGCUGGAUGGUGUGAACUCUUCAUCAUGGGAUGCAGCCUCUGUACUUUACAGAAGCCAGCAGAGCGAUACAAACUACUGUAUGAAGUGUGCCGGGUAAAUGGCAAAGACCUGUCCAACGCUACUCAUGAGCAGGCAGUAGAGGCCUUCCGCACAGCCAAAGAGCCUAUCAUGGUGCAGGUGUUGCGCAGGACACCGAGGCCCAAACCGGCAGGACCUGAAGGGGACGCACAGCUGACGGACAUCAGUACGCAGACAGACAUCACCUUCCAGCAUAUUAUGGCCCUCAGUAAGCUGCCUGCCUCCACGCCUCCUGUACUUGAUCAGUACAUUCUACCUGAAGGACACUCUCCCGGGCAUGAGUAUUUUGACCCGAAUGAUUACCUUGAGACCAUGCAACAAGAUAUGGAAAGAGAGGAACUUGAGUAUGAGGAAGUGGAUUUGUACAGGACGAAUAUCCAGGACAAGCUGGGCUUGACUGUGUGCUAUAGGACGGAUGACGAGGAUGAAACUGGGAUAUACGUCAGUGAGAUUGAUCCAAACAGCAUUGCUGCAAGAGAUGGUCGAAUCAGGGAAGGGGACAGAAUCAUCCAGAUCAAUGGUAUAGAGGUGCAGAAUCGGGAGGAGGCGGUGGCUCUGCUCACGAGUGAAGAGAACCAGAACGUGUGCCUUCUGGUGGCUCGGCCAGAGAUACAGCUCGACGACGGAUGGAUGGAGGAUGAUAGAAAUGAUUUCCUGGAUGAUCUGCAUAUGGACAUGCUCGAGCAGCAGCAUCAUCAAGCCAUGCAGUUCACUGCCAGCAUGCUCCAACAGAAAAAGCCCGUGGAGGAUGGCAGCAUGAUGGACACAGGAACGCUGCUCUCACAGCAGCAUGAGAAGGACAGUGGCGUGGGCCGCACGGAUGAAAGCACCCGCAAUGAUGAGAGCUCAGAGCAGGAGAACCUCUGCGAUGACCAGACCAGUGCCUCUACCACGCUGGGCAGUCACAGGCGCCUGGCAUACAGUCAGGACACACUGGGAAGCAGUGACCUUCCCUUCAGCAACGAAUCCUUCAUCUCAGCCGACUACACCGAUGCAGACUUCCUGGGAGACUUCCCAGCUGAUGAGUGUGAGCGCUUCAGGGAGCUGUUGGAGCUCAAAUGCCAGGUGAGGAGUGGGGGUGGCUUGGGCAUAAGCUGGCCCAGCUUCGGCGUUGAUGCAGGUGCAGGGGAUGAUGUUGUUGACAAGGAGCUGGAGCUUCUUAAUGCAGAGCUGCGUAAUAUCGAACUAGAAUGCCUGAGCAUUGUGCGGGCACACCGUACACAGCAGUUACGUGAACAGCCAUGGAUGUUGCAUAACAGCGGUUUCCGCAACUACAACACAAGUGUGGAUGCACGGCGCCACGAGCUGGCCGAUAUCAGCGAGCUGCCCGAGAAGUCAGACAAGGACAGCUCAAGUGCCUACAAUACAGGAGAGAGCUGCCGCAGCACACCACUUACCCUCGAGCUCUCACCGGACAACUCUUUACGCCGAGCCAAUGAAGGGCUUGCAGAAGCCAGUGCAGGAAGUACUGUAACAGGUCCCAACACCAGAGCCUUAAGGCCCCUGCUAUCACCUGUCCAAGAGGCUUCUGGCUCAGGCAGGAGCCACACUGGUCCUCCCAAAGAGCCUGAUGCGGGCCACCAUUCUGAGGCCAAAGAACGCAAGCCGAGUCGCCUCAGCCAUCCGCACUCACCCUACAAACAUGCCCACAUCCCAGCACAUGCUCAGCAUUAUCAAAGCUACAUGCACUUGAUUCAGCAAAAGUCAGCUGUAGAGUACGCACAGAGCCAGAUGAGUCUUGCCAGCAUGUGCCGGGAUCCGGUGUCUGCCGAGCCCAAAGCAGAAUGGAAGGUGAAGAUCCGCAGCGAUGGUACUCGGUACAUCACCAAGAGACCAGCACGUGACCGCCUGUUGAAGGAGCGUGCUCUGCGCAUCCGAGAGGAACGCAGUGGAGGCAUGACCACGGACGAUGACGCAGCCAGUGAGCUGAAGAUGGGCCGUUACUGGAGCAAGGAGGAGCGUAAGCAACACGUCGUACGUGCCAAGGAACAGCGUCAACGGCGCGAGUUCAUGAAGCAGAGUCGCACAGACUGGCUGAAGGAGCAGAGUGGGAGUGGCGCUGAUGACAAAAAGGAGGUCAACAUCAUUGAACUUAGUCACAAAAAAAUGAUGAAGAAGCGCAACAAGAAGAUCUUCGAUAACUGGAUGACCAUCCAGGAACUGCUCACGCAUGGUGCAAGGUCUCCAGACGGGACACGAGUGUACAACUCGCUGCUGUCGGUGACCACAGUGUGAACUGGUGGCUCUGGCUGCUGUACAUAGGACACUACCGAUUGGGGUAGAGUAUCCUGCCUCGUUCAAUGUGGCAAUGUUUGUAAAUAAGGAAGUAGUAUCUUUGUUUGAAGGGGUUUUGUGAUCAGCAGUUAAGAGAAGGUACGAUGAGAGUUUCAGAGAAUGGACUAGGAGGAGAGAAAAGAGACACAAAUGGGUUUGCAUAAUACUUUCUACGUCAUGCUUGCUUUUUGAGUAAUUAUAAAGGAACUGUUUCUUAACAUUUGGGCCUUUCUGAAAGAUUUCUGAAAACAGUUUAAAGACCACUUGUCAUAAAACAACCACCGGCAACAUUUUUACAAGUCACUUUUAUCAGUAUUCUACUUAUCGUACAUACAUUUUGCUUAUUUAAAGUAAUACAUUGUAUUUAGCUUCAUGGCCAACACAAUACCUUGGGAGGACAUUGUUACAUUUUUCCAACGACACUACAAACAACUAUGUUUUUAAUAUUUUUAAGGUGCUGUUUAAAACAAUUGCAUUAUAAACAGUUUGUACCAUUGUGUUACAGCUGUUAAAUAGGUCAAGAUAACUUAAGGUGCGUACCUCUGAGAGCAAGUUCUCCUUUUGGUAAUUUGAUCAACUGUAAAUCAAUUUGCAUUGUAAAGGUACAUUCUGUGUUUUUUUUUUUUUUCUUGAACAACAUAAUGAAGACCUAGUCGCUAAUCUGCUGAAAUAAUCAGUUUUAAGUACAGUUCUCAAAAUCUUAGAAAUCUUGAGACACAGGAAGCAGUAUUGCAAAAACACCUUUCAAAGUGUUACUCGCUUUGUGUGCGUUAUCAUUGUGCAAAAGACAUUUAAUAUGAUUUAUAUUGUAUGUAUAUAGCAUACCAUAAAAGAUGUAAACAAACUGGUCUUAAACAAAUUCAGUGUCAAGCUUUGCCCUUUACAGAAUUCUUUAUGGUCAAAAAAAGAAAAAAAAAGUCUUUUGUAUUGGACUCCAUGUAUCAAAUCAAAAUAACACAACCUAACAAAUCCUUAGUUACCAACACAAUUUGAUGUCUUGUAAAAUGGGAGAAAUAAUAAAUUAUUGUUUUAUAUUUGAUAA